UCCAUGGACGCCGGAAAUUUGCUUACCAUUAGGUGUUCUGUCUGCUCGUUUACCGGCUUAUAACAUUAAAAAAAUCGUUUUCCUUCCUUAUUAUUUAAAAUAGUUUAAACUAUUGUGUUUCUAAAAAUAUUCGACUUCUUUCCUUGUACAUAAGUAAUAUAUACUUUUGUUAUUCUCUCACACAAAACUACUACGUAAAUUGAUUUGAACGAAAUUGGCACACGAGAAAUGAAUUAGGUAUCUAAGCUUUAAAUAGGACGUAGCCUGGUUGACUAAUAGCUCAUGCUGGAAAAAUUUACAGCUCCUGCUGUUAGGCUAUUCUGUAAUAGUCAAGUCAAAGUGAGCUCGAUCGCAUUCUCGUCCGUCAUUGGUCGAGAUUAUACAAACAACCAAUGAUGGACCGCGACGAUCACACACCGAAUGUUUCGAAUUGACAAAUUCAAGGCCUAACUGCAGGAUAAUAUUAUCAAUGAACAGUCUUGCUAUGAAAACGUUUAAUAUCAAAGUAAAAUAGCAUGAAUAACGAGAGGUAAGUGUUGAGUAUUAAACGUAAUAAAGAUAAUUUGAAAUGUUCUUAAAACGAAGUCUUACACAAUUAACCUAGAUUACGUACGAAGUCGAAGCAUUUUGUAGAUUGAGUGGACUUAGAUAAAGUCUUAUUAUUGACAUUGAUAACGGCAACACGAAUAUCAAAAUCAUUCCUUUCUGUAAUGCUUAAUAUGAGUUUGCUUUACGUUCAAAGUAGGUAAUCGAAACAAGAGCGCGUUUGGCGCUCUGAUUGGUUAGUUUAUUCGAGCCAGCCAAUCAGUGCGCCGAUCGCAAUCUGAUUGGCAGAUUAAAAAAAAUCUGAAACCCAAAUCAGCUCAUACCCUGUCUGUAUACCGACUUUCAUCAAAAUCCGUUCAGUAGUUUCAGCGUGGUUGACAGACGAACAUCCAAACAUCGAAACGAACAAACUAUCACAAUUAUAAUAUUAGUGUGAUAAGUUUAAAAUAGUUUAAAAAUCGUCUUGUUAUUUUAAAUCCCUUUACGGGGUAAACUAUUGAAUUACCUAUUGUAAAAUUGGAACAAUUUAUUGUAUUCAGUGUGACACAUGUAUGAACAGCUGCAUUACCUGCACGAUUGUAGAUUUGAGAAUACCAAGGCCAAGGUUUUAUUUAAAAUCUAUUUCUAAUAAUUAUGCCUAUGAAAGUACAUUCAAUUUCAACUUCAAUUCAACUCGUGCUGAAUUCAAUGUUAAUUUGAUAAACAAGUCCCUUCAGCUACGAGGUACAGUUAUUAUUCAAAACCAGUUUUCAAAAUAGUAUUGAAAACUGGUUUCAAGUUACUAGUUUAGAGAGAAAUUGAAGGGUCUAAUUAAAAUACUGAACAACUUUUGAUGAAGGUCGGUUAUAUGUGUGGAAAACAUAAAAAACAUAACGUCGGCCCAUUUAACAUAAAAAAAAACAUAUAGAUAGGUACUAUUUUGAGUUAAAAGUUGUAUGACUGAUGAUGCAUUUAUAAUUUUUCUUGUUUACAUAGUCGCAGAACUUAAUGCAAUUGAACACGAACAGGUGAAUAGAUGCGAAUGGGAUCGAAGGGCAAAAUUAUACUUACAGGCCGCACUUACCUCACCUGUACACUUUAAUAGACUCACCCCUUAUUGGGACCCACAUGGGACUCAUAACAUAACCGAAUGUGUACUUCUGCCUACCCAUUUGGGGAUAAAAGACAACCUUUCAGUAUGCAACUAUGCAAUACCUGUAACAUUAUAUGCGUAAUAAAAUUUCACUUCAACACGAUAUAAAACACACAUUACUGAAAUAGAAUCGAUAACAAAAUGCCGGUGACGAAACAAACCAGUCGUUUCAUAAGUUGAUACACAAACAAAAUGCACUGUUAGGAGUUCUUGAACUUUUCUACGUAGGUUCGGUAUAGUCAGUACAGAAGAGCCGAGAGGCUGUGAUUAGCGUCUUACGAGUAGUGAUGGGUGGACGAUAAAUACUCGUAUUUAUUCGGAUGAAAUCCCAACACUACUUACGAGUUUACGAGUGAUACGAACGAUCAAACUCAAAAGCAAACAGUCGCGGUCGGAUCAGCGGUGAACCUGUCAAUAUUAACAAUAACAAAUUUCUAAAUGUGGAAAAUGCGAAAAUUCACAAGCAAAAUAAUAAUUUUUGCUAUGUUUUCAUUUAUUUUUAUAACGAUGUUUAAAAAAUAUAUGUCUUCUCGGAGUGCGGUGUUAAAAAGUAAACAGUUUAGUGCUAAGAAGCCAGGUAUGAAGUAUAUUCUACUGUGGACCAGUCAUGAGAACAUACCGUUUGUGCACAUGGGUUUAGGACAAAGUGGAUUUAUUGGAAGACAAUGUGAAUAUACUAAUUGCUAUGUUAGUGCCUAUGAAAGUGAAUUGGGCAGUGUUACAGCAUACGACGUGGUAAUGUUUGCUGGGCCCGAGUUAAUAGAUACCAACAUCUCAUUACCGAAAGAACGGUUGCCAUAUCAAAAGUACGUGUUUGGAAGCAUAGAAUCUCCAGGGAACUAUCCCAUGUGUCUUCACAAUUUCAAUUCAUAUUUUAAUUGGACGUGGACGUACAAAUUGGAUUCCGACAUUCAUUGGGGCUACAUCGUGGUGAAAGAUGCUAAGGGCAAUAUCAUUGGCCCGAAGAAAGAUAUGCAUUGGAUACCGUGGAAAGAUAUGGAUCCCGUGAAUGACACCUUCAAGCAGCAUCUGAGGGGUAAACGCAAGGCAGUCGCCUGGUUUGUCUCGAAUUGUCGCACAAGAAGUCGCCGCGAGGACUAUGUAAUACACCUUAGAGAGGAGUUGCAAGAAAAUUAUUCUUUAGAUGUUGAUGUUUACGGAGAGUGCGGCUCGAACACUUGUCCUCGUGAUAAACAAGAGGAGUGUGAUGCAAUGUUAUCCAAGGACUAUUAUUUUUAUUUAUCCUUUGAGAAUGCCUUCAGUGAAGAUUACGUCACGGAGAAGUUGUUGAUUCCCCUGCAAAAUGAUGCUGUGCCUAUUGUUUAUGGAGGAGCUAACUACAGCAGGUUCCUGCCAGACCGAUCGUAUUUGAACGCCCGGGACAUGGGAGUGUCUCAAUUGGCUGAGUUGAUAUACAGCUUGAUUCAGGAACCCAGUGCUUACGCCGAGUUCUUCAGGUGGAAAAAGUACUAUACGUACCACAGGACGACGAAGCUGAAGGAAACCAAUGAGUACUGUAAAAUGUGUGAGACAUUGAACAAUGACGAAUUAGUGAAAAAACAUUCGAGUAUUUUUUCAUUCAAUGAGUUUUGGGAAGUAUAUGAAACGUGUUGAAGGAGUGUGUAUAUAUAAUUUAUUAUGUAGGUACAUAGUUUUGUUCAUCCAUGAUCAUGGCACUUGCAACUGUGCCGAAAUAUCAGAAAAUCGGAAGAACUAAAAAACAUGGUACCUAAAUGUUCCGUUUUGAGUUCUAAUGAUGUUAGUAUUAUUUCGCAUCAAAACAUUAUGGUCUACAAUAGCGAUGCAAAAUGGCACGACCUCGACCAAUAUGAUAAAUUGUCAUCAAAUUCAUACUCAUAUAGUCAUACAGUCCGAUGUGCUGCAGUUUAUUUUCAAACCAUUUUUAUCACAGUAAUUUGUACCUUAUUACUAUAAACUACAGGUUAAUGACAGACUAUUUUGAAUCGCAUAGUGUUUGAAUAAAUAUUUGGUAUAAAAAUAUUUUUAUACUUUUCAAAUAAAAACACUUUUUGAAAUAACA
Molecule: messenger RNA, 3719 nt
Organism: Spodoptera frugiperda (fall armyworm)
Lineage: Eukaryota; Metazoa; Arthropoda; Insecta; Lepidoptera; Noctuidae
Product: alpha-(1,3)-fucosyltransferase C
Exons: 3
Coding region: 2117-3292 (391 amino acids)
Cellular component (GO): membrane
Molecular function (GO): alpha-(1->3)-fucosyltransferase activity
Source: RefSeq, a predicted model, not a curated record